Molecule: messenger RNA, 3395 nt
Organism: Hordeum vulgare subsp. vulgare (domesticated barley)
Lineage: Eukaryota; Viridiplantae; Streptophyta; Magnoliopsida; Poales; Poaceae
Product: U-box domain-containing protein 33-like
Exons: 7
Coding region: 676-3096 (806 amino acids)
Biological process (GO): protein ubiquitination; protein phosphorylation
Molecular function (GO): ubiquitin-protein transferase activity; ATP binding; protein kinase activity
Source: RefSeq, a predicted model, not a curated record
CAACUCAGCAACAGCAAGCAAGCUUGAUUGAUCACCCUGGAAUAAGACAAACCAAGGGAGAGUAGAAAAGCAAUAAAACAAGUAGCCAACCAUGGCAUGGUUUAGAAUAGAUCACACUGACACACAUCGGCACGGAGAUGGAAGGAAUCGAAUCCUCGUGGAUAUGCUUCCCUUCAUGUGGAUCGAGUCUAAGCCAAGCAGCCAGUAACCAUCCAGAUGCUCAAUCCGUUGCAGUACUAUACUCGAUCACUGCAGUGGCAGGGUUGCACAUCAUCAGCCACUUCCUUAGCGGAUUGAUUAGGCAUUCUCUCGGGAAGUAAGCGGGGUAUAUUAGCCGCAUAUGCUCUCCGCGAGCUCGCGUUGACUCCAUGGAUCCCAGCAUAUCCUUCCCCUCCAGCCCAUUUUCUAUUGCUCCACCCCCGCAAAAAUGGUUUCUUUCGCCUCAUCGGAGCCACCACUAGCUGCUCCGCCGAUUUUCUUACUACUUCUGUCCGUUUCUCGGACCCUGCUCCGGCGCAGGCGACACACCAGCGUUGAGGAUUCGAUUGGUUGCUCACCUCCCUCGGCUUGACCGCGCGGGCGCAGCUAUAAGGAGGGAGACACCAGAGAGAGGAGAGAGAGGGGGAGUGGUUGAGGUCUUGAGGAGAGGGGGGCGGAUCGAUCGGUUGUGCAGGUAUGGAGAUCCUGAGCCCGUCGCCGCCGCCCAGCCCGGCCAGGAACCAGUUCGUCUACGGCGGCGCCGGCGCGCUCCUGCGCCGCGACCAGGCCGGCGCCGGCGCGCUGCUCCACGUCGCCGUCGGGAGGUCGCCCGAGAAGACGCUGCCGCUGCUGCGCUGGGCCUUCCGCCGCUUCGCCUGCGCCCGCGUCGCCCUCGUCCACGUCCACCAGCCCUCCCCGGUCAUCCCCACCCUCCUGGGCAAGAUUCCGGCGGCUCAGGCGACGGAGGAGCUGGUGCUGUCGCACCGCAGGUCCGAGAGGGACGACAGGAACAGGAUCCUCCUCGCCUACAUCGCCUUCUGCCAAAGGGCGCAGGUGCAGGCGACUGUUCUUGUGACAGAGAACGAACAGAUCAACGACGGCAUCGUCGCCUUGGUCAGGGAUCAUGGGGUCACAAAGCUUGUCAUGGGUUCUAUACCGGACAACUGCUUCAAGUUAAAAGCGGGCCACAACAAAGAAUAUUUUAUGGCAAAGAAUGCUCCAGCAUUUUGUGAAAUUUGGUUUGUAUGGAGAGGAAGACACAUCUGGACCAGAGAAGCAAGCGCAGCCAUUGACAACAGCAUCUCGGUCUACAACCAGGAUGAUAUUAUGAUGACCAGAAAGAGGACUAGGUUCAGCCCAAAUAGCAACGGCGCCGAAUCCAUGCUUGACGGGGGAUAUAUUACUUGUGGGACAUCAACAGUAGCUGAUCUUCAUGUAGGUGCUGUUUCAGAUAAUGGUCGAGUGAAUGGCUCUGGAGCUCUUGGAGCUGAUGCCAACCAUUUCUACAAUAUGAGAAUAUCAAAUUUACAGGAUGCGGAAUCUGCAUUCAACUCAGCACUCUGGUCUGAUUCCUCUGUCCUUGGGGGAGCAUUACAAUUACAUUCUAAGGAAAUGAUGGAGUCGAAUCUCAAGCAAGUCAUGGUUGAAGCUGAGGGAUCAAGGAAGGAAGCUUUUCUUGAGCUUCUCAAGCGCAAAGAAAUAGAGUCAAAAGUGGACAGUGCUUUUAUCAGGGUAAAAGCUGCCGAGUCUUCUAAAAAACGAGAAAUGAAAAUAAGGGAGGAACUUGAAGAUUUAUUCCUAGCCACGAGAAAGCAGCAUGAAGAUCUGGCAACAAGUAAAGAAAAAGCUAUGACUGUGUUGGGCUCUUCUAUGAGAAGAUUAGACAUCCUAGAUGCUCGUGCAAAAAACAUGAGCCUUCGGAUGGAUGAAGCUGUGGCGGAGCUCGAGGUGAUUCAAUCUUCCAUAAAUAUUCUCAAGCAGGAAAGAACAAAAGCGCAUAAGCUAGAAGAUAGUUAUAACAACCGCGUCGAAGAAGGGUGCACAUACAGCCAUUCCAAGUUUCUGAACCACAGUUCAAUUGCUCUUGGUGAUGAUCCAUACACCUUUAAACAAUUGACACUGUUAGAUGUGCAAGCUGCAACAUUUAAAUUCUCAGAGAGCUUCAAAUUACGGCAAUGGGUUCAUGGGUGCAUUUACAAAGGAAAAGUUAUGAACAGGAGUGUGAUGAUUCAUAAGUUGCACUCACAUAGCAUUAAGAGCUCGAUGCAAUUCCAGCGAGAGGUGUACAUCCUAAACAAAGUAAGACACCCUCAUCUAGUGACACUGGUUGGGGUAUGCCCAGACGCACUCUGUCUUGCCUAUGAGUAUCCGAAAAAUGGGAGCCUUCAUGACCAUCUCUUCGGCGAACUCAACAGUACCCCACAGCUACCAUGGAAAAUCCGUUCACGCAUCGUGACGGAGAUCUCAAGCGCUCUGAUGUUCCUGCAUUCGUGUAAACCACAGAUGAUGGUUCACGGUGGCCUGAAUCUCGAGAACGUUCUUCUGGAUACCGACUUCCACUGCAAGAUAGCCGACUUCGGUACAUUGACAGAGGAGGACUCGAAGGAUCAUCCAGCAUUUGAUUCUGGACUGCUGGCACACAAAUCUGAUAUCAACUCCUUCGGUACCAUGAUACUGCAGCUACUGACUGGUAAACGGCCUGGCCCAGGCCUUGCCAUCGAAGUAAGUUGCGCCCUGUCCCGCGGAAAGCUGUCAUCGAGCUUGGAUCCAACGGCCGGGGAGUGGCCAAUGGGGGCGGCCCGAAGGCUAGCGGAGUUUGGGCUCGAGUGCAGCGGAGACAAGCCAGAGCUGUCUGAGGAAACACUACGAGAGCUGGAGCAGCUGCAACUGAUCAAGGUGCGGCCAGUACCGUCCUUCUUCCUGUGCCCGAUCCUCAAGGAAACCAUGGAUGAUCCUCAGGUGGCCGCGGACGGGGUGACGUACGAGGGGCGCGCCAUCCGCGAGUGGAUCGAGGAUGGCCGGGCCGUGGCCGACCUGAAGCUGAGGCACCUCGGCCUCACCCCCAACCACGCCCUCCGGUUCGCCAUUCAGGACUGGCGCUCUCAGCCCCAGUGGUGAAUGAUGAUGAUGAUGAUUCUCCAGCUGCUUUAGCUUGCAACUAGCUAGAUGGUAGAAUAUGUAGAGCCCCCUCCUGUGUAUAUACAUGCUUCUGCUACUUCUGUACAUCAGUGUGCUACUAGUUUAGUGUAGGUCAGUGCAGCGAAUGGAAUGUGAUUUUUUUUAAUUUUGUUUAGUUUUUUGGUGUACGGGUUAUUAUUUUUCCUGUUCAUUGGUGGUAUUUUUGUGUGGUCUGGAUAUUGUUGUUGUCCUUGUUUUGAGUUUUUGGAUGGAACAUCAAGGAUUCUUCCUCUUUUUUU